AUGGCCACGCCGGCUGCUUUGAUGCCCUCGACUCCGAUAGCCCAUCAACCUCCUAUCUCUGUCUCAGCGGCCACCAGUUCACCGACCCCAGCCGCACUCUCGUCUUCGCCUUUAGUUGCCCCCACCGGACAAAGCCUGUUUAGAUCGGACCUGCUACCCUCGGGCAGCCCCGCUAUCCCGGUCGGAAGUCUCCCAAGCAAACCCGUGUAUUCCACCCCGUCGCCGGUCGAGAACACUCCGCAGAACAACGAGUGUAGAAUGGUUGAGGUGAGGGGCGCGAAGCUCGCCUCCUUCACAGUCAAUGGCAACGAGCUCAUUUGCCUUCCUCAAGCAUUCGACCUCUUUCUGAAGCACCUGGUCGGUGGUCUGCAUACGGUGUACACCAAACUCAAAAGGUUGGAGAUAACGCCCGUAGUUUGCAACGUGGAGCAGGUUCGCAUCCUCCGUGGACUGGGGGCGAUUCAACCUGGAGUCAACCGCUGCAAACUCAUCUCUAGAAAAGACUUUGAGGUCCUUUACAACGACUGCACAAAUGCAAGCUCCAGGCCUGGCAGACCCCCUAAACGGACACAGAGUAUCACAUCUCCAGAGAGUCCUCAUCUUCUCCCCCAUUCUGUGUCCGGCCUCAUGUCCUCAGGGAUCAUGCCUCACGCCGGUCUCACAGCCGCCACUAUUGCAGAGGCCAUGAAGGUAAAGAAGAUCAAAUUGGAGGCGAUGAACAGUUACCACGGCAAUAAUAACCACGGUACAGAUUCCGAAAAUGGUGACAUCAACUCUGGCAUGGCAGGUUUGGAACUGCCAUUCAUGAUGAUGUCACAUCCUCUGAUUCCGGUCAGCUUGCCUCCUGCCUCGGUCACCAUGGCAAUGAACCAGAUGAAUCAUCUCAGCACCAUAGCCAACAUGGCUGCAGCUGCUCAGGUUCAAAAUGCCCCGUCUAGAAUGGUGACCUCAGUCAUAAAGGAGCGCGUUCCAGACAGCCCCUCCCCUGCCCCGUCCUUGGAUGAUGGAAGGAGGUCGGGGAGUCAUGUGUCAUCUCGACAGAGCAGCAGUGUGUCCAGCUCCCCGGCGCACACAGAGAACUCCACGGACAGACCCCAUUUGCACCAGAACGGCCUCUCACUGGGCCACGCCCUGUUAGGCCUGUCACCAAGUGCUCCACCUGGACCCAAAGAGGGGGAUCUGGCAACCCACGACACAGGACACGAGACCAAGAGAACACACACAGAGAAAGAGGAGAGUUUACUGUGCACUCCUACAUCACGAGAUGGUUACGACAGGGUGACUCACGCGGGACAGACGUUACCGCCCGGAUUCCCCGCCCCGCUCCUUUUCCCCGAGGGGCUGUCGUCCAUCGAGACGCUUCUCACCAACAUACAGGGUUUGCUGAAGGUAGCCAUUGACAACGCGCGGGCGCAGGAGAAACAGGUGCAGUUGGAGAAGACGGAGCUGAAGAUGGAGCUGUACAGAGAGAGAGAGCUCAGAGAGACGCUGGAGAGACAGUUAUGCGUGGAGCAGAAAAACAGAGCACUGAUUCAGAAACGUCUGAAGAAAGAGAAGAAAACCAAGAGGAAACUGCAGGAGGCCCUGGAGUACGAGUCCAAACGGAGGGACCAGGUUGAACAGACGCUCCAACUGUCAGCCAAUCCCGAACGGGCUCGCACACCCAACGACCCUCCGCCACAGGAAAUGGAGACUGACCACAGCAACGGCAGAGCGGACCCAGACAGAACAAUCCAAGAUGGAAGACUCUUUAUGAAGACGGCGGCGAUGUACUGA
This is a messenger RNA of Chanos chanos (milkfish), 1776 nucleotides long. It is a transcript of the gene dachc, whose product is annotated as dachshund c. Bases 1 to 1776 code for a protein of 591 amino acids. The record is from RefSeq and is a predicted model, not a curated record. Lineage: Eukaryota; Metazoa; Chordata; Actinopteri; Gonorynchiformes; Chanidae. Gene Ontology annotation, molecular function: RNA polymerase II cis-regulatory region sequence-specific DNA binding; DNA-binding transcription factor activity, RNA polymerase II-specific. The transcript is spliced from 12 exons. Gene Ontology annotation, biological process: regulation of transcription by RNA polymerase II. Gene Ontology annotation, cellular component: nucleus; transcription regulator complex.